Sitophilus oryzae (rice weevil) is the source of this 771-nucleotide messenger RNA. RefSeq lists its product as uncharacterized. NCBI's taxonomy places the organism in Eukaryota, Metazoa, Arthropoda, Insecta, Coleoptera, Curculionidae. The record is from RefSeq and is a predicted model, not a curated record. Bases 315 to 728 code for a protein of 137 amino acids. The transcript is spliced from 2 exons.
AGUACAUAGACUCUUCAGAAAAGUAUUUUAAGGAAUCAUGUUUAUAUUAGGAUAAAUUUAUGAGUGUUUUAGUAUCUUGUGUUUUUGUUAACAUAUUCCACACCCAUCUUGGGUCAAUUUAUAUAAGUGUAUUACUUGGAAUUAAUAAAGAUUUAUCUAUGUAUCUAUCUAUACAAUCUCCCGCACAAAUACAGAGAGCCGCCGCUGUACAUAUCGGAAAACGUUCCAAAAAUAGAUUCUAAGAAAGCUUAUUUUUCAAAAUAGCAGCUAAGGCUCUACUAUAUGAUUUCUCUACAAGAAGUUCUAGAACGAGAAUGAACGUAGACGCAGAAUUAAUGUUCGAAUGUCUCAUCUACUUGAACAUGUUCUAUUUCCCGGUGUUUGCCAUCUGUGAACCCAUCACGACUAUAGCCAAGUACCAAAGUGUUCCCACACCGAAAAUUGGGCAGGAUGUCGCAGUUAUGUUCACUAGGAUAUCCUGUGAACUCACUAAGAUCCUGCUUUACAGAAAAUUCAAGGCAGAAAACAGAAAUUUAGUGACUGGAGUUGCAGUACUAUUCACUUGCAUUACUAUAUCAGGAUUAAUAUACACCUUCUUCUAUCAACAUCCUGUUUUCAAGAUGGAACACAUUCUAAAUUCUCUAUCAGUGAUGCUGACUUUCACAGAGGUGGGUUUUGGACUUUUACAAAUAAUUAUAUCCUGUUUCAGACGAAAUCCAUAUUAUUAAAAUUGGUAAAAAAUAUGUUUUUUUUAAUAGUUCCUUCUACUAC